AUGAACUCACCCGCAAACAUGAACGCCGCACAGAACGAGAUGGACACCAGAGUCACGAUGAUGCUGAACAGAGCCUUCACGCUGGCCAUCAACCACCUCGACGGUGAAAGUCAGCAGUUUGCCCGCGACCUGCACGCCGCCAGCAUCGAAUACUACACCAACGGGCCGCAAGCCAUCAAGACCAGCAUGGCCAGCCUGAUCCAAUCCAGCUCCGACGUCCCCCGCGCCACCGCCGCCGCCAUCAACCUCCUCGUCGACGCCAUCAUCAACAACACGCCGCACGGCGCCACCAGCCCCCCCUCCAGCCCCGCCAACACCAGCAGCAACAACACCAGGCCCCCCACCCAGGCCAUCCAAUGCCUCCGCGUCAUGCUCGACGACGCCCGCGCCCAGGCCACCUGGGAGCGCACCACCCUCCGCCCCGCCCCAAACACCACCACCCCCGGCAACGGCAACGGCGGCCCCACGCCCUUCUACACCACCCUCUUCACCCCGGGCGGCCGCUACCUCCGCCCCGCCAACACCACCACCACCAACGCCGGCGGCAGCGCGGGCACAGGCCCUAGCCAGGCCUUCGACCAGCACGCCCGCCUCCACAACACCCUCUUCUGGCACCGGGCCGGCGCGCGUGCCCUCCCCUUUCCCUACACCUGGCCGAUGACCGGCGGCGGCGGCGGCAACGGCGGCGACAGCAACGGCGGCGACAACGACAACGACAACGGCGACGGCGACUGGGCCGACGCGCGCACGGUGGAGGCGCUGAACCGCGCGUGGCGGUACUGGCUCGCGCGGCUGGGAUACGCGGAUCCGCUGGGGGAGCACCGCGGGCCGUGGGCGCGGGAGGAGCGGGAGUUCGUCGCGGGGCUGAUGGGCGAGGAGGGCGACGGCGAGGAGACGCGGAUGCACGACGUGGAGGUCGUGGAGGCGCUGAAUGCGGCGUUUGCGGGGAGGAUGGUGAGCUUGAGGUGGAUGGGGGAGGAGGUGGAGGUGGCGUUUAGGGCGAGGGGCGUGCUGGGGUUGAGGGAGGGGGUGGAGGGGGAGGGGGUGGCGGGGUGGAGGCGGGAGCGGUGGGAGAGGGAGUGGGAGGAGGAUAGGGCGGAGGUGGAGAGGCGGGGGCGGAGGGGAAGGGAGGAGGAGGAGGAGAGGAGGAGGAGGGAGAGGGCGGUUCUGCCGGCUUGGUUGUGGGGUGCGCUGGGAUGA
Diplodia corticola is the source of this 1200-nucleotide messenger RNA. RefSeq lists its product as uncharacterized. The transcript has a single exon. The record is from RefSeq and is a predicted model, not a curated record. NCBI's taxonomy places the organism in Eukaryota, Fungi, Ascomycota, Dothideomycetes, Botryosphaeriales, Botryosphaeriaceae. Bases 1 to 1200 code for a protein of 399 amino acids.